CGUUUGUAAAACAACAAUAACGAUAAGUGUGCUGGGAGAUACAGAUGGAAAAGUAUCGCGCGUGCUUGCUCGCAGUCGCUUCGGAAGAUUCCGAAUCGGCGAGGAACUUUAAAACUGCCGCACCAUGCCGACCGGCUACCCUGCGGCGUUAGUCCUUUUUCGUUGUAAAGGAGGCGUAGGGAAGACAGGAGAGAUUUCGACUGGUCUCUCCUCCACCGAAACGGAUCGAAGGAACGGGGAAUACUAGCGAGAAGAGGCGGCAAACCGCCAAAAAUUCGUCGCUCAAUUCUUUGCCUUACUUUCGCUCGCGCGAGCUUAUCUUCAUCGCUUCGACGUAGACCAGCCGGUUUACACGUAACUUUUUGCGCGUGGUACAGAUUUACGUGACGAAAGGAUAUUUUAACUGCCAAAAAGACAUUCGAAUUGCUAAAAAGUUAUUAUAGGGAUAGUGCGUUUUAGCAGUUGAAGGGACUGAAGGUACCAACUGUCGUGUCACUAGCAGUUAUAUCAGCGGUUUUCCAUAUCCACUUCUAGUUCCAUUCAAUGUCGUGCUUUAGUCGAGUAUUUUGAAACGUUUCUUGUAGUUUUCGGAUUGUUCGCUAUUUUGAAUCGUUUCAUUAUGUUCUCUCCGGCGAAUGUUUGUAUUUUAGAACGUUGCUUUGAAAAAUAUCUAUUCUUUAGAUUAAAACAAGAAAACCGACACAUUGUUAUCGCUCUGCGAUCGUCAACCAGUUUUUAUCCAGCCGCAGAAUAUUUUUCACGCAGCUAUUUUUUUUCCGAAGUCCGUACGUGGGCUCGGACGUCGUUGCGCGCAUUAAUCCGUGGUUUAGCGAACCAAUUUAAAUAUCAGCGGCGCGCUCGACGCAAUUUUAUAUCAUUUCCGAUAUCGCAUGCUUGUGUGGGUGGGUUUAACGCUGCGAAAGCCCUCUUGCCCCCUCUGCUGAUCCAUGCUUCCCCUCCAACCCCGCGCGUCUUGACUGUCCCCUACCCUUAACGCGAACCGUUACGCACCUACGCCAGAUAUGCGUGUUUUACGAUGCGUGUCGUCGCGUACUCCGUCGUCUUCUUCAUCGUCGUCAUCAUCGUCAUCGCCACCCGUCGUCGUCGUCGUCGUUGGCGUCGCCGCCGCCAUCGUCGUACUUCUCGUCAUCGCCGUUUGUAAACGAGCGUGUGACCAGCUCUCAUACGCGAUGCUCGUAACGUCGUCACGACGUACUUUGCGAUCGUACAAAUCAACCGCCUUCUAACAAGCCACAUUAACCUCAAGUGAUUUCUAUUUUCUUACGAAACGUGAAAGAAAUAUGUAAUUAGUAUGUUUAUAUCGACGUAAAGGAGGAGCACACAAAAAAAGAAGAAGAUAUCCCAAGAGCUUAGGUUCAGAAGAAGACAAAAGAUUUUAAGAGCUAUAUUAUCUAAUAAAUGUACAAAGUAUAUCUAACGAGAGGAGAAAGAAAAGAAACACAUAAAAAUAAACAAACAAGUCCGCCAGUGCCAAAUCGAGGAAGAAAGCGAGGUGUAAGUGAUUGUCGUAACACAGAGAGAGAGAGAGAGAGCGAGCGAGCGAACGAGAAAAUAACGUAUAUAGAAUAAGAAUUAUUUUACCUUGGGAUAAUAAUCCUUUAAGGCGCAUGCAGUGUUAUCUAUAAAUCCCUUAAAAGUAAGCGCAAAGCGUGCAGCGGCAGCAUUUCACCUGAAAAACUGAAGGAAGAGGCAAGACAGACAUAGCGACCGAGUGAUACAGUGCGAGAACGACAGAGCAAGACCAUAAACCAAAGAAUCUACCAUUUCUUUUUUUUUUAUUAAUCAUUCAUCGAGUUACGAUAACCUCUCGUCAAGUGAGAUAAUAGUGAGACCCACACCGAUUCCUUCGUCAGAGCCGAUUAAUCAAGCGAACCGGCACAGUUUUGUAAACUAUAGAGGUUUAUAGAAAUAGCCGUAAAGAGUAAGUGCAUUGUUUUUUAAACUGGACGCGUCACGUGACAGAUUUUCGCCAAGCGAAAGGAAGGGGUAGCAGACAAAGGGAGGAAUCAACCGGAUUCGCUUGAACACUCCCAGAGCAACCGAUCUACUUCAGUUCGUAGCCUAAACCUGUUGAGUACAAAACAACACAGAGCUAGAGAUAUAGAUAGACAGAGGCGAAGCGAGAAAGAAUACAGGAACGAACAAAAACACUAAACUUCAGGAACCAAUAGACAAACCGUACAAAGUACAAUCUUGAGAGACAACCGUGACACACGAGCCGAUCGAAAACAGGCGUCCCAAAGUCCAAGCCAUCUAGUUCAGGACGAGAGUUUACGCGAAUGCUCACGGUUCGCGAACGACGUGCCAUCAUCACCAAGACGACGCGCUAACGCGCCAAGAUCGGUAGUGAGAAGAAUGUCGCGUGCGAGAAUCUCGUUGAUCAUCCACUUGAAGAGGACCAGAUAAUCCCGCGCCGUUAUCCGUAUCCGAAACGAGCAUCCAGUCUCGGUGGAUCGGGAGAUCGGUGAGGGAGGAGACUCCUCGCACGAGCCUCAAAGAGAAAAUCUGUGAAAAGAAGGUGCACCGAGAACAGUGACGCAAACUCACGAGCGGGGCGGGGGUUGAAAUCGCGAUGACGUGGCGAGGAAGAUGAGCGCCGAGGUGACGAAGGAGGUCGUCGCCACCGAGAGGGUCCCGACGAGCCCUCCGGCGGCGGUCGCGACCCCACCGUGCACGGUCGGCGCCGGCGACUCGUCGGCGCGAAAUCUGCCGCCCUUCAGCAGCUUCGUCGCCGACAACACGAUGGACACCUCGACGCUGACGACGCUCCACUCCCAGGACUCCCUCGGCCUGGGCACGAUGGGCACGACGACGUCCUGGGAAUACUAUGGUGAGGGUUUGACCGGCCGGCUGAUCGACUCCCGCGGCGAGGUGGUCCUCGCCAGUCAGUACCGGCCUUGGGAGUCCAAGGGCGCGGAGGGCCUGCCAAGCUUCGCUAGCCAAUUCACCGCACCAAGCGAGGCUGAGCCACAACUGACGGCGCUGACGCCAUUAUCACCGGCAUCCAUCUCGCAUUCGCCACCAGUUACGUCGGCAGUGGGUCUGCCCAGCUUCCACACACUUGGCACGCCACUCCCGGCACCGCAUUCACAUCGCGGAUCGGUCGGUUAUCCCUUGGUGCCGGCACCGGUGCAGGCGCGGGAAGUCCCGGCGCUUCAGCAGCAGCUACUCGACGAGCGUCACAUACAGCUUUUAGGCUCCAGUCCGGUCCAGGCGUUCCCACCACCACCGCCAGGUCAUCCUCAUCACACGGUGUUGACGGUGGUGAAACCCGAAUAUCCACAGCUGCAUCAUGCGAAUUUCCAAAACCCGAUGUCGACCGUGCUGGACUCGCCGACCUCGCGACCGAUCGGCAUCGAUGGCCGCAAGAAGGAGCGCAGAAAAAUCCGCGCUGGUUCGAUGGAGUCGGAAGACGGCGGCGGUGGCGGAGGUGGUGGUGGCGGCGGCUGUGCUGGUGGCGGUAACGUGGAGAGUUCCGGCCAGGUAGCCGCCGUGUCCUCCACCGCGAAUCGCGGCAUGCACCAUCUCGGUGGUGGUAUGACCGACGGCGACGGCGAGGGCAGCCUCAGCGACAAACCGGCGAAGAAGAAGCGGAAGAGAUGCGGCGAGUGCAUAGGUUGUCAGCGCAAGGACAACUGCGGGGACUGCGCGCCGUGCAGAAACGACAAGAGUCACCAGAUCUGCAAGAUGAGAAGAUGCGAGAAGCUCACGGAGAAGAAGCACCUGCUCCACCUGUCCAGUGGCGAAGUGGCCUUCCGGGAGCGUGGGAGGGGACGAGGCAAGGGUGCCACUAGGAGUUACCGAAAGAUUGCACGGCAAGUAAGCACGCCUGAUAGCGCACCGGCCGGUCUUGGCAGUCCUCAGGCUGGUAUCGGCGGCUUGCAGCAACAGCACCAGCAACAAACACAACAGUCUUUACAUCAGCCGGAUCCCAUGCAGCAGACCAAGGACAAUCUCAAUCCCGUGGCGAACCAGCAAACGGGCGCUUUGAGGAACGGCAAUCCACCACCACCUGUCGUCUCUAUGUCACCCGGAGUGAUGCCAUUUUAUGGGGAUUCCGGCGCCGGUUUCCGGCCAGCAGCUGCUUUCGGGAACACAGUCUGGCACCAGGGAGUCGGACCAGUUGGCGCGGUUGCAGUGGAGACGUCACCGGCGCCCUGGCCGCCCCAACAGUUCAUUCAGCAGAUCCCCGCGCCAAAUCAACUCGAGGAGUUGAGGUAUCACACCCAGUACGGUGCUGCGGCGCCGUAUCAUCCUCAACCAGUCCAAUAUCAGCAACAGACGUUCAUAACGGCGGAUCAGUCCGCGUUUCAACGCGCCGGGACGACAGGACAGUAUACCAUCACGGGGCAGCCUUCACCGCUGGCAUCUGUCGGAGGACAGACCGUGGUCUCAACACCCCAGAGGCAGUUGAACGGACAAUUUGUCGAUCCUGCGGCCACCGGUAAUCAGUCAGUUGCGUAUGAGAGACAAGACUACGUGAAUGGCUAUCAGCAACAAGAUGUAACGAUGGCCCCACCCUCGACGCCGCCGAGUCGCAGCAGCUCCGUGCACAUGGAUAAUCAACAGCAACAAGGCGGUCCGCAACAGCAGUCGCAGCAGCAGCAGCAGCAGCAGCAGCAACAGGCCGCCGCGGAUACGCAAGUGAAGGGAUUCGCCGCAAUCACCGCCACCAAUGUGUCGGGAAACGAGAUGCCUGGGUAUCCACUUCAACCGGACCCACAGAGUUUACACAACUCUAACGGAUAUCCAGGCUACGUGGAAAUGGGUCAGCAAUCAAUACAGAACCAAUGGCAAAUGGUUCCGCAGCAACACCAUCAAUCGACACAGAUGCAACGGCAGCAACCGGUGGUCGACAAUAAUCAACACAUGUGGUCAGAUACGCGCGGAAAGAUGAGCAACAGCAAUAUAAAUUGGCAAGAAGAUACGAUGCAGCAGCAACAAAAAACUGCACAGCAACAAACACAACAAAACAUGCAGAGUAACAUGAAGUCGCAGGUGGAGCAGCCACAACAGCAGCAGCAACAAGCUCAGAUGCAACCGCAGGAACUACCGAGACCGGCGAGUCACAUGAGCUGGGAGACCGGUAGCGUAAAGGAACCUCAAACACCGCAAUCGUGGUCCGAAAACGCUGAUAACCAGCAGCAACAAACUCAGGGAAACUGGUCGCGACAAAGUCCGAAGCUGAGGGAUCCGCAAAAUCCGCGGUUGACGCCAUCCAAUCAGCAACAACCGUCCCAGCAUCAGACCUGGCUGCAGCAUUCCCCGAAAUUGUCGGACCACCAACAUAACAACGCUCAACAAAAUGCAAGGAUGACGCCUUCCGCCCAGCGUAACUGGCAGCAGAAUAGUCCGGAGAUGCAAACAUCUCAACAGAAUCCGCGAUUGACACCUUCCAGUCAGCAGAUGCAACCACAGCAGCAACAAGCACAAUGGCCACAGCAAACUAAGGUGGAGCAAAAUCCGAGACUCACACCAUCCAAUCAAAUGUGGCCGGACACUCCAACUAGUCAACCAAAUUGGUCACCAAAUAGCAUAAAAAGUGAUAAUAGUCAGCAGCCGCAACAACAGUGGCAGGAUUCCCAACCCAGUCCUAAGCGGGCUCCAAGUCAUCAGUGGCAGAACCAGUUGACGCAAGAGAACAAACUGGACGCACGAAUGUCCUGGUCGCCGAAUUCGGUGUCAGAGAAUCAAUCAAGUUGGGGGCAACAGACGACGAAACAGGACAUGCAAAACUCGGGGGAAAGAAUCGCGUGGCAACAGCAAGCAGCUGCGGAAACUAACAAGCCAAACGGGUUUCCAGAAAAUCAGGACAAUCCGGAUGGCAAUGUUUACGCUCAAUCUAAUCGAGUGAAUCUCAAUAGUCGGCUGAAAUCGAUGAUUUUGAAUAAGCAGCAACAGCAGCAGCAGCAGCAGCAGCAGCAGCAGCAGCAGCAACAACAACAACAACAACAACAACAACAACAGCAGCAGCAAAUCCACCAACAUCAGCAGAUGCAAUCGCAACAUGUUAGUAGCAACAACGGUUCCGUUGCAGAGUACACAGUAGAUAAUCGUAUGCACGACGCGCACGAAAACAGCGAGAAGGUGCAAGAGAAACGCACGGAUCACUUCAUCAAUCAAUCGAAUAUUUCAAUGUCGCAAUCUACUGAAAACAUGACCGGUAAUUUUUUAUCGCAUAGCCACCACCCUCGGGUAAAUAGUUUGCCCGACGGUGGUGGCUUAUGGGAAUGGACGGAAGGAGAGCAAGGUCACAAUGACAAUAGUAAUAAAGAUGAUAACGCCACGUUAACGGAAAGCGGAAUGACAGCCCUUGAGAACUUUAUGAAGCUCGCCACUGAGAACAAAAGCGAUACUGACAGAACAUGCGACAAAGUCGAAUCUCAACAAUCCUGGGAAGCACAAGAGAAAAUCAAUGAAGAUGCUAAUAUCGACGAUAAGUCUUUCCAACAGAGACUGUGCAUGGAUCAAAUCGAGGACGCGUCUUUCGGGGAAUCUCAGAAAACAUCUGAUAGCGACAAUUUAGACUUGCUGAAAAGGACAAAUGCUGCCACGCGAACACCUUCCCAAGAUAUCGAUAAACACAACGCCAAUCACGUGAUCAAACAGGAAGGAAACACCGGGGAUUAUGACUGCGCUGACACGUCUAUUCGCGACGAGAGCUCGUCCAACAUUGAGAUUGAGGAGAAUCGGGACAAUGGUCCAGAUUACAAAUUUCGCGGCGACGGGGGUCCCGCAAAGGUGUCACCAGGGACCGGUUCAUGGUGCUGCCGACGAGGUGGAACCGAACAGCCAACGCCCGAACAUUUGAAGGAUGGUUGUUGCCAGGGUCUACAAACCAAGGAUGAAAUGCUAGCCGAUUCACCGCAGAGAGCCGAGCUAAAGAACGAAGGACCGCACAGUCCGCGUACACCAUCCACGACAACAAAAUUACAAGAUCACUUGGAGAAACUGAAGAAUGUCAGGACCGAAGUGCCAGACUGCAACUGCUUCCCUGCCGACAAAUGUCCGCCAGAGCCCGGCUCUUACUACACUCACCUCGGGGCGGCUGCAAGCCUGCCCGAUCUACGGAACGAUCUCGAACGAAGAACCGGUCUUAAGGGCGAUGCGAUAAGAUUUGAAAAGGUCAUCUAUACUGGGAAAGAGGGCAAAACCACGCAAGGGUGUCCAAUGGCCAAGUGGAUCAUACGACGAUCCGGCAUUGAUGAGAAAAUCUUGACCAUCGUGAAGCAUCGUCAAGGUCACAAGUGUCCAACCGCCUGGAUCGUUGUAGCCAUGGUUGCCUGGGAAGGAGUACCGACUCAUGAGGCAGAUCGGAUCUAUUCUCUCUUGAGUCACAAACUCAACCGUUUCGGUCUGCCGACAACCAGACGAUGCGGUACCAAUGAACCCCGAACCUGCGCGUGUCAAGGACUCGAUCCUGACACUUGCGGCGCUAGCUUCUCCUUCGGCUGUUCCUGGUCGAUGUAUUACAACGGCUGCAAGUACGCCAGAAGCAAAACCGUCCGAAAGUUUCGAUUGUCUGUACGAUCGGAGGAGCAAGAAGUCGAGGAGAGGAUGCACGUUCUGGCGACGCUUUUAUCACCUUUGUAUCUCAGCCUGGCGCCAGAGGCGUUCAACAAUCAAACGCAAUUCGAACGGGAAGCGAGUGAAUGUCGUUUGGGAUUUAAACCAGGCCGACCUUUCUCCGGUGUUACAGCUUGCAUCGAUUUUUGCGCGCACUCUCAUCGGGAUCUGCACAACAUGAAUAACGGAUGCACCGUGGUAGUUAGCGUGACGAAACAUCGAACACUAUCGAAACCAGAAGACGAACAGUUACACGUGCUACCUCUUUACAUAAUGGAUGACACAGACGAGUUCGGCUCGAAGGAAGGACAAGAAAAGAAAGUUCGUUCCGGAGCUCUUGAAAUUUUAUCCAAAUAUCCAUGCGAAGUUCGAGUUCGAUCGGUCCCGCUCCAACCCUGCAGACGUCACGGUAAAAAAAGGAAAGAGGACGAAUCCGAUAUUCCGAACGGCAAGAAGGACACUGUAAAGACCAUGACAGAAAAGAUGGCAGACGCGGCACGUUCACCGGGACACCACGCCGAUUCCUCCAGGUCGCAGUUGAGAGAUUCACAAUUGUCGCUGGAAAUGACGCCCAUGUUUGAAGGAAUCGACGCGCAGUUGCAAAGCUCGCAAGUAUCGUCAACGGUCUUGGAUAGUCCGGUGUCGAUGUAUCAAGGGUGGGGGGCAUACCAAGGUGAGCAGCAAUGGAACCGAAACGGUUGGUUAGAGCAGCGAAAGGGCAACUGGCUGAACCCAUGGAGCGAAUAUUCGUCGUUCGGUGGUUUAGAAAGAGAUAUAAAGGUGGACCCAGACAGCACCAGUUUGGACGAUAUCAGACCCAGAAGCACCGUUUCUCAAGACGAACACAGACCAGGCUCAAGAAAUUUACCCAACUCCACCGUGGAUUCCAUCAGAGGAUGUUACGGAAACUCGCCUAGAAAUCAUCCUGUUUCGCCGCGAUCGCACGCAAACGUACCCGGAGAAGCGUCCAAUAAUGCAUCACCCAGAGGUUGCGUCUCGACAUUUCAGUCAAAGGGGCUAGAACACCGGAGUAUGGACAAUCAUCACGUGGCUGGAGCGACACUAUCACACUAUCACACCUCCGAUAACAGGCAAAACGAUUGUUCCUCGAGAAUUGGCGCUCUCAAUUCAUCCUUUAACGCGGAGGCCACGCACCACCGAAAUACACCAUCCAGGAUGAAUUCCUCGCCAGUUGCUCAUUACAUUCGCAACGCGGGACAGGAUUACAUCAGCAAUCAAUCGAGAUUGCCGUCUCCUAGGUACGCGGGAGAUUCUAGUCAGCAAAAAUACUCAGAUACCACGACGCAAAGUUACAUGGAUGCCGGAAACGCUACCAAGUUGCAAUUGUUGAGGCCACAGACUGAGCAAACGUUUGCCGGUAGAAUGCAGCAUUCCUAUCCGUCGCAACAACAAAUGCAGUCACCCGUGAAUUCUGGCUAUCAAAAUCAAUAUAGCGACAGUAAUGCGACGAAUCUGUUCUCCUGUGUAGACAAUAGUAACCAUAAGCAAAUGGAGACUCCAAGCUCGGAUAUUCUGGUGCAUAAUUCGUUGCACUUGCCGGUAUUUGAACAGCGAAACGACGCGCAAUGUUCUUUGGUGCAACUGCAACCAAACGACCAGCGAAAGUCCGUUUAUCACGCGCAAAGACAAUCGGAAUCAAAGCCCUUCGUGGUCAGUCAUCCUUCAUUCCCGUCUUCCGAUCAAAUUGCCUGCCCGCGGAAUUGGAACAUGGUGAAUUCGUGGUGCCCGAAUCAGGUGAAGAAUCCACAGCAGUCCAACGAUCAAAUGAGUGAUAGGAGCGGUAAACUGACAAAAUCGGAGCAAACGAAAACUGCUUCCUGGGAAACGCCUUCCGAGCCGUCGCCGUCGCCGUUCCGUGUGCCAAGAGGAAGACCGCCCUCGCGAACAAUAUCCAACCAGAACCCAUCUACGGAGCCCAACACGUACGCGAAUCCUUUAGCCAGGACAUUCUUAAAGCCACCAGAAUCGACGAAGCCAGCCAUUUUCGCGGAUGCUCUGGCCGGUAAUUCAAUGCAAAAUGGAUGCAUAUCCAAUCAGUUGAAGAACAGUUGCACGGAGGAGAAAUUGCGGGAAGGAUUCUACGAUGGUAGACAGGACGUGUCCAAUUCCAAUCCAAAUUCUUUGGCAUGGGCCGAGGAGAUGAAACAAGUUCAAGACUUCCACUCCAUGUCCGGUUUGGGUCACCAUGGCUUUCCUCAGUACGGAUACCCGACAUAUCCAGUAUUCGAGAAACCUUAUGCAAACACGUGGGAAGGUUACAAUUACGGUCAUCAUCAGUCAUAUCAGGCUCCGGAAUAUUCCCAGCAAUUUUAUCAGCAACCAAAACGCGAGGGUUGCUUCCACUCGUCCCAAUAUCCGUAUCAGGGCCUGAAUCCAACGUAUCAAGGUCUGAACCCAGGUUGGACAAGGUGGGAUACGCCGCGAUGGGACAUUUACGGAGCGCCGUCAUACUUUCCGGUAUUACCGGAGCCACCACCAAAGGCGGAACCACUUGGUGAGGUAGCGGAUUACUCUGACAACGAGGAGUGUUUCAAGGAUCCGCAAAUGGGCGGCGUUGCAAUUGCCCUAGGACACGGUAGCGUAUUGUUCGAAUGCGCAAAGCACGAGAUGCACGCGACCACCGCUCUAAGGAAACCUAAUCGCCUCAACCCCACCAGAAUCAGUUUGGUGUUCUAUCAGCACCGUAAUCUGAACAGACCCAAGCACGGUUGGGACGAGUGGGAGGAGAAAAUGCGAAUGCGAAAGUUGGGCGUGACGACGUCGUCGAUCACCAGUGCGUCCUCGUCAACGACAAAUUCGUCGACACCGACACCGACACCGACACCGACACCGACACCGACCACCACGACGAGCCCUGGCAAUACAACGAGCGAAAAGACGACGCCGCUCCCACACAUUCCAAACGUUCCCAGCUCGCAGUUCAUGAUGAGAUCGCCCACUUACACCACGAUGACUUGGACGACGCUCUUCCCGAUGCAUCCAUGCAUGAUAACUGGCCCGUACCAAGAAGGCGGUGCGAUUGGAUGAGUCGAAGUCGAACGGUACAGCUUUGCUCAUCGCUGAUCGAGAGACGUACGUCAUCGUCAGGAAUCAAACCGACGGAUCCGAGGAUCUAGAAUCAUGCAGGAUCCUCGGAGAAGAACAGCGACGUUUCCGAUCGAGAAUGAACGACACGUUGGCGGCGACACUUUACCACGAGAGGCUUUAUAUUGUUAUUAUCGUUAUAGUUAGUUGUUCCGAGAAAACGAGAAACACACACACACACACACACACACACACUUUGCACUGCCAUUUUUCUAUUUCGGGUUUUACGCAGGAUUUAAACAUAGCGAGAAAAAAGCCUCGGUGUUAUCAGAUCACCGCGUUCGCGUUUUAUAUUGACUUUUUACUAAACUGAAUUCGAAAGAGGCUCUCGCAAUCGAGCCGGAGGCUGCAAGAUCGAGAAGAUCACAAUGACCGAGAGGCUAUUGACGUAUCAGGAUGGCGCCUUGCGAAGGCUUUGAUACGAUAGAUUUUCGUAUUCCGUACACUUUAAGUAAUAUUACUACGCGAAUUAUACGGUUUCGUGUUGGUAGAAUUGUAAUCUUCUUAGCUAGUCGAAGUCUGGAUGAUGAGUCACGCGACGUCACACAGAGGACGCAUUGAAGCGCACUCCGAGACACCCACGAAAUACUUGCACGAUAUAGUCUGCGAAUUAUCGCGCUUCUUCUUCAGACUACGCGGAGAAAGGAGAAUUUCUAUUCAAAAAGUUACGCAGCAGAGAAGAAGCCGCGCUCAAAAGCAUCUUGUAUCUCUAAGUAAAAGUCAUAAGUAAACGUCUAAAUAUGUGAUAGAAAAAUGUUUUGGCGCGAGAAUAACUUGUGGUCAUAUUGCGAUAAUAUUGCAUCCGUGCCAAAAUCAGUUCAUCGCUCGGGUCGAUUGUAUUUCCGCAUCCGCGCUGAAAAGGUGAAAUCGGAAAUCGGAGUCGCAAUAAUGUUGCAAUAAUAUCGUAUGAUAUAAUUUAACUACGUUACAUUCAAAUAUACUUUCGAGUUGUCGUAAAUAAUCGUGCAAAUUUAUCGCGAUUUUAGACUUCUGUUCGGUAUCAGUCGGAGAGGAAGAGCGAUAGUCGCGGAAAACACCCAACACCUUUUUUUCUAUAUUUGUUAAUUGAACGAUUCUUCAGCAACGCUCCAAGCACAAAAGAUUCUAAAAGAUUCAAAUGACGACAAUGAUCUCAAGUCUUUAAAUUAAUUAAACGAUAUGUAAUGUAUAUCUGAUUUCUCUAGCCUUUGUACAUUUCGCUUCUUAUUCUCGUAUUUAUUUACGUGUUUGUACUCGUAGCUAAGUACUACAUACGAUUAAUUCAAGUGGCACACGAUAUAAUACUAACCACACACGCACCCUUUGGGUCGGCUGAGUACAAAGAGCAUUUAUCUAACAAUCACGUAAGACGCGUAGGUAGGGGUGUACGUCCUAAGUAUACUUGGUCUUCAACAUCGGUUUGACGCUCUCACUGCUUGUUCCAUCUCGUUUUAACCCUUUUUACUCAAACCGAUGAGUAGCUUGGCUUUACUACUGGCUGGCUUGCGUUGUUUGCGACAAAAUUUAGCGUGUUUCAGUAAAAUUCGACAGACGCGUGCGUGACUGCCAGUGAACUUUUUCGUAGAGUUCAAAGGGUUUAUCAUAUCCCCCAGCACGGGCGAUGACGUUUGCGUCUGAUGUCGCACCAAGACAAGAGGAGUAAGGACGUAAUUGCGUAAGGCCAAUUGACUCGGUACGAUAAAAGAGAUUUCAAUCAAUUUUCCGAGAUUCGGCGCGUUGUUAUUGAAUUAGUAGAAAAAACGGAACGGAAAAAUUUGAUUUGUGGCUCUAUCAUUAUCUCCUUUAUUAUCCACGAUUUUAUUACGAUUGUACAUAUUAAUCGUGUUAGGCGUUUAGGCCGAGCCCGCGAGCUUGCGAGCGGCGCAAAACCAGGCGAUCUUACCGACAUCAUCAGUUAUGACGAUCCUUGAAAUCUAGGGCCAACUGAUAUAGUUAAUUGGCGAUUUAUGCACGCUGAUUUCUAAAUCAGUUUGCGAUUAUCCAUUGUCGUCGUGGACAGCCUUCAGCAAGAUCUCAUUGUCAGCGUGAUAAACCGGUCUCUCUUAACGUAUCGUACAGCAGCAAAUCAGGAUAAAUUUUCGUGCAGCUACUCGGUGCUGCAUAUGAUUAGCACGAUAUAAAAUAUCAUCUCGAAACGAUAGAUUUGCUAGAUGAGAAAUUUGACGCGUCCGUUGCAAGAUGAGUGGCUAGAUCUUUGAUGGAAAUUUUACAAGUGUUUGAAAUCACAGGAACGCGAGGAUGCGUUCCAUCAUGCUUCUGUCAAAUCGUCGAGCAUCUCGACAGUGGCUCACACCUUAUUCCUGAUUCGUACUUUCCGUACACUUAGCUGUCGCUCAGGGACCUUUACGCUGAAGCUGAAUGACCGAGAUAUAUCGCUGGGUCUCCCUCUUCCGAAGACGCGAAGAGAGGUUCUUUCGUCGAGAACUUGCAACAUGAGCGUAAGGAGUUGGUCUUGGAGGGUCAAAGGUGGUAGAAAGUUUCUCGCGGACAACUCGUUUUCGGGUGAUGGUCCGCGUUCAACAACAACGGCACAACGUGAGUGAGUCGCUCGUUAACUCGAAUCGGGGCAAGGUAUUCGAGGCGCUGCGAGCGAAAGAACGCAGAAAUCAGUAGUCGAGAAAAGUUGAUACCUAUUUAUUUAUUUUCGCUACGACACGCCCGUCUUCGUAUCUCUGAAACGAGCGAUUCUUAGAGCACGGAAAUUGUAAUCUUAGCUCGUAACGAGGAGUUGAAUCGCGGCGGGUGAUUCGACUUGGAGCCGAGUCGACCUUUCCUUUUGUCCACGUAUUUAUGUCCACGUAUCGGUGGAAUAAAAAGAAAAAGAAGCAAGACGCGACGAACCCUCGCCUACUGGAGUAUUAUAGGAAUCAUUAAUAUAUUAUCAUUCAUUAGUUAUCGCAUGUAAUAGUAAUAGUGAUAAAUAAUAAUAAUAAUAUUGGCAAACAGUAAUAACUAGUAACGUAAUCUAAUUUAAUGUAUUAUUUAUUAAUUAAGUUUGAUAACGCGCGGUGUUGUACCGUUAUUCUAUUUUCGGUUCGGCUUUCGAUCGAGAUUGUCGGACUUUUCCCAUGCACCUCGUUGAUGGAGGCAUCGAGCACGGGGCACAUUUUGCUCGUAUUCGCUUCACGGAUUCCAUCGAGUGCGCGUCUGCCACUUUGUAGCGAAAGACCAUUCUACGUUUCUGGAAAAGGAGGGAGAGUAAUUUUUCUAUGAUUGAACAGGUCGUAAAUCCGUGGGAAGAGCCUGGCAGACGUGCGCACGGGAAAGUCGCGAUACGUUUCGUACAUCUCGAGAGCUCGUACCAAUCCUGCUCCGAAUGUCUCUCUGUUCGCCACUUGUUCACGCGACAGAAUUGCAUACAAGCACGGCACAGCGGGACUAUUUCAAGCGCGACACUCGUUUCUUUCGCUUGACGCGCGCGUGCAUCGCACGCGGCUUACCGAUGCAUUUUUCUUUUUAGAUAAGGCAGCUUUCAGAGACGAGAGAGUACAACGUAGAGUAUCAUCCGCCUGAUAGCUUCUUAAAGCAGCAAAAUUCAUCUUCUCCUCCGCAAUAAUGACAAUACGACAACGGCAAUCGCGGUAUCUCCGCGUCGCGAUUAAGCCGGGACGCACGUUUCCCUCCUGGUAAUCUUCGGAUCUAGCGGGUAUCGCGCAGCAUCGUCGACGGUGGAGAUUUAUCGCGGACGGAUGACGGAACCUCGUGUUUCCUCCGCGAGGAAGAUUGCGAAAGCGUAAUUCUAUCACGAGCGACACCCGAUGCAUUCCGCGUGCAACGCGAGAGGAAAUAAAAAAAAAUUCCAUGUUGGCUUCCGGAGCACAGAGCCACGUAACGCGCACCCGAAACGCCGUUUGUACGAUGCGUGUAACUGUUACUUCCACGUGCAUCGUUGCUCUUGCUAAAACCUUUUAUAAAGUGGAAACUCGGAAUCACGGUUCGACGAUGCCAAAAUAGUAUUAAAAUAAUUAGGAAGAAUAAAUAACGAUAAUUUGUAAUAACAAUAAUUAAUAUACGGGAAUGAAAUAACAAACCGUCGUGUCCGAGAUACAGGCUGAUGCGCAACGACAGUCUAGUCGCGCCGUCUAGGUUAUUCCUUUAUUGCAGGCAUACAUUUUUCAGAUUGCGCUUAAUGGAUCAUGUAAAAUUCGAAAUAAGGUUUUUCUUUAACGACAUUGACGGACAGUCGUUGCGCACAUUCCCGUACAAAGAGAAAAACAUCCGAAUCCGAUCAACAGAGAGGUAAUAGCGAAAGAUAGGAGGCUUACGAUCGAAGAUAGAUAAACGUUGAAGAGUGUAUUUUUUCUUCCAAUGCCAAAAAGAUGCCAUUUUGUUUUGUACAAAAAGACCUGCGAGAAAAUGGAGAAAAAAAAAGAAGGAAAUGAACGCGGACGAGAACAAAUUUUUUAAAUAGUUCGUAGCAAGCGUAUGGAUGUGCAACGAUAAAGAAGCAACCGGACAAAGUAAAACGAGAGUAGGCAAGUCGAUGUAUAUGUCCCGCGAAAUCGAUUCGCACGCCUUACCAUCGUGAUCGACGGGAAACGAGCGAGACGUCGCGUCCACCGUUCGCAAAAUGCGGAUAAAAAAAAAGAAACGAGCGGAAAAAGUAGCGCCGUCCAUCGCGGGGAUCCGAGGGCCGUUGGUGCACCAACGCCGGUUCAACAUCGAUCCCGAUCUCGACCGAGCUAGAAGCAAUUUGCAAGCUAUUGCGAGUUUAAGUUAAGCCGGUUUCGCUGGUGCAAUUCGGUGGAUCCCGUGGAUGUAUACUGCAAGGAUGUAGCGUUACGUAUACACCGACCACGCAUACGUGUACAUAUAUUUUUGGAUAAAGCCAUGAAGAAAUUUUUAAUCGAAAUUCGGGCGGGGACGCGCGAGAACGUGAUCAUCUCUCGAUGGAUUCGUAGCUUCUUGUGAGAUUAACGAGACACGUUCUUCCUGUUGGAUGGGAGUGAAAUAGCGUAUGCGAGAAGAAGAGAGAGUGCGAACACGAGAGAAUGAGAGAGCGAAAGGCAGGAGGGAGACGGUCGAGAGAGAACUUUCACGCACGUCGCUCCCCUCGAUGUAUUUAUGAAUAUUUAUUUACGCGAAGAGUGGAAGAAAAUUUAAUAUAUUGACGAUUAACACAAAUGAUUGUAAGUUAUAAGCGUAAGUUUUCUAAGAGCCAUAACUCGUAAAGCGGCGAAGGUAGCGGACAGCGAGAAACUCACUUUCGGGCGAAAAAUAAAAUUGCGUUUCCGAGAUCAAUUUCGUUGAGCGACGAGGACGCGGACAAGGCGCGCGCGUCCACUUAAGAUUGAAGCAUGCUUAGAGCUAUGGUAGAGAGUACAAUAGGUAUAUAUAAGUAACGAGGUAAUUGACCUUUUAGCUAUCGAUUACUAUUAUCAACAAGUAAGAAUAGCAUUUAGACAAAGAUACGUGGUAAGACAGAUGUAAUUGUCCUUUGUGAAUAUACAUAAGAGAGAAAUGAAAAAUACAAAAAACUUUUAUGAG
Molecule: messenger RNA, 16179 nt
Organism: Ooceraea biroi (clonal raider ant)
Lineage: Eukaryota; Metazoa; Arthropoda; Insecta; Hymenoptera; Formicidae
Gene: Tet
Product: tet methylcytosine dioxygenase-like
Biological process (GO): chromosomal 5-methylcytosine DNA demethylation, oxidation pathway; positive regulation of transcription by RNA polymerase II
Cellular component (GO): nucleus
Molecular function (GO): DNA 5-methylcytosine dioxygenase activity; zinc ion binding; DNA binding
Source: RefSeq, a predicted model, not a curated record